Messenger RNA from Prunus avium (sweet cherry), 928 nucleotides. RefSeq lists its product as uncharacterized. NCBI's taxonomy places the organism in Eukaryota, Viridiplantae, Streptophyta, Magnoliopsida, Rosales, Rosaceae. The record is from RefSeq and is a predicted model, not a curated record.
AGCCCACAGGUGAUUAUACGCGCUAUUGUAUGGAAUGAAACGACCUGGCGUGCGAUAAAGAAUAUUGAACGAGCGGAUAGCAGUCCGAAAUUGGAUGGAAAUUUCUGAGGUGGGAGAGAAUUUCUGAGAAGAAGUCAUCAGAGCCAAGGCUGAGACGCAGACGCCAGCCUUGUUCUCUCUCAAACAAUCUGCUCGGUUCCUUCCACCCCAUCAACACAUCGCCGAGACAGAGAGACAACAAUUUACAUGGAUCAGAUUUUGAACAAGGCGGGUUCCUACUGGUUCAGCCAGAAGGCCAACAAGGAGCUCACCUCCGUCGGCGAUGAUAUCAACUCAUUGCAAACUAGCAUCGAAGGAGGAACCAAAUGGUUGGUUAAUAAACUCAAAGGAAAAAUGCAAAAGCCAUUGCCUGAGCUUCUAAAGGAUUUUGACAUGGCAGUAGGAAUAUUUCCUCGUGAUGCUACCAACUAUGAAUUUAAUGAGGAGACGGGAAAACUUACAGUCUACAUACCGGCAACCUGUGAAGUGGGCUACAGAGAUUCAUCUGUUUUGCGUUUCUUCACCAUUGUAACUGGAUAUUUGAAGAAAGGAAGGCUAGAAGACAUCCAGGGGAUGAAGACAAAGGUGAUUAUAUGGGUAAAUGUGUCCUGUAUCACAUCUGAGGGAUCAAAGCUCCAUUUCACAGCUGGGUUGAAGAGAACCAGGAAUAGAGAGGCUUAUGAGGUUCUUAGAGACGGCAUCACUGUAGAGAAGUUUUAAAAAAAGGUCAAAAUGCUCAUCGGUUACUAUUGUGUAAUUUAGUUGGUUAAAGUUGUUGAACCGUUUUGCUUGUAUGAAAACUGGUUUAAUCAACUCAUGUAUGUUUUCCUGUGGAUGUUGAACGGUUUGAUCCAGUUAAUAUUCUCUCCUGUAUGGUGGGUUGAACAUU